Pistacia vera is the source of this 1320-nucleotide messenger RNA. Its product is annotated as probable mannitol dehydrogenase. The record is from RefSeq and is a predicted model, not a curated record. Gene Ontology annotation, biological process: lignin biosynthetic process. Gene Ontology annotation, molecular function: zinc ion binding; cinnamyl-alcohol dehydrogenase activity. Lineage: Eukaryota; Viridiplantae; Streptophyta; Magnoliopsida; Sapindales; Anacardiaceae. The transcript is spliced from 5 exons. Bases 91 to 1185 code for a protein of 364 amino acids.
AUAAUCCUCAACUCCUAACAAAUUAAAGCCACAUAUACCAAUUCAAUACCAUUCCUUUUUGAAGUAAGAAAUUAAGAUUGGAGAAGAUUCAUGGGGACAGCGGAAGAGCAAAAAGUACAACAAAAGAAGGCCUUUGGAUGGGCGGCCAGGGAUACCUCUGGUUUUCUCUCUCCUUUCAAUUUCUCCAGGAGAGCAACGGGGGACAAGGAUGUGACGUUCAAAGUGGUGUAUUGUGGGAUAUGCCAUUCGGAUCUUCACAUGAUCAAAAAUGAAUGGGGGGUUUCUACAUACCCUCUUGUUCCAGGGCAUGAGAUUGUGGGCGUAGUGACAGAGAUUGGGAGCAAGGUGGAAAAGUUCAAAGUUGGGGACAGAGUGGGAGUUGGAUGCAUGGUGGGAUCAUGCCGCUCUUGUGACAGCUGUGCCAACAAUCUUGAGAAUUAUUGCCCCAAAAUGAUACUUACCUAUGGUGGCACAUACUACGAUGGAACCACCACAUAUGGAGGCUACUCUGACAUUAUGGUUGCCGAUGAGCACUUCAUUGUUCGAAUUCCUGACAACUUACCUCUUGAUGCGGCUGCCCCUCUGCUUUGCGCCGGUAUUACAGUUUACAGUCCUUUGAGAUACUAUGGACUCGACAAACCUGGAAUGCAUGUGGGUGUGGUUGGCCUUGGCGGGCUAGGCCAUGUAGCCGUCAAGUUCGCGAAGGCCAUGGGGGUUAAGGUGACUGUGAUCAGUACCUCUCCUAACAAGAAGAAGGAAGCUAUUGAACAUCUUGGUGCUGACUCAUUUUUGGUUAGCCGUGACCAAGAUGAGAUGCAGGCUGUCAUGAGCACAAUGGAUGGUAUUAUCGAUACUGUAUCUGCACAGCACCCUCUAAUGCCAUUGAUAGGACUACUGAAAUCUCAUGGAAAGAUUGUUCUUCUUGGUUUAUCGGAGAAGCCACUAGAGCUGCCAGUUUUUCCUCUGCUCGUGGGGAGGAAGAUAGUGGGUGGUAGUGCAAUUGGGGGGAUGAAGGAGACUCAGGAGAUGAUUAAUUUUGCAGCAAAACACAAUAUAACUGCAGACAUCGAGGUUAUUCCCAUCGAUUAUGUGAACACUGCCAUUGAGCGUCUUGUGAAAGCGGAUGUUAGAUACCGAUUUGUCAUUGACAUCGCCAACACCAUGAAAUCAUCUAGCUCUAGUUAAUUACUUUAUUCCCAUAGUUAGAGAUAAUUAAGAGGAUGAAUAUUGAAUCUCUUACUCUUAUAAUGAUUCAACUCUAUUUCUAGUCUCGACCGAUUGUAUGUUACAAAAAUAAAUGAAUAAAUGAUAUUUAUGUGA